Molecule: messenger RNA, 940 nt
Organism: Branchiostoma floridae (Florida lancelet)
Lineage: Eukaryota; Metazoa; Chordata; Leptocardii; Amphioxiformes; Branchiostomatidae
Exons: 8
Coding region: 107-853 (248 amino acids)
Molecular function (GO): calcium ion binding
Source: RefSeq, a predicted model, not a curated record
CGAUGAAAUCUGUUCAAGUUCUCACGCAUUUUGUAUAUUAGGACUUGAGAUCUUAUAAUCCACAUCCAGCAGCGCCAAGACGUCAAGACUGCUCUUUGCAUCAACCAUGGCUCCCUUCCUUCUGUUGUUCGUUGCCCUGGCAACGGGGUCCCCAGUGAAGAGGCAGACAACCGGUGGGCUGGAUGCUAAUGGGGACGGACUGAUCUCCUAUGAUGAAGUCUUCAACACCAUGUCCCUGCACGAGGCUCUUGUCGCCCUGGACACAGACGGCGACGGCUUCAUCUACCUGCCGCAGAUCAUCGGACUGUGGGGGGUAGGAGACAAGUUUUACGAACUGAACGUUGACGGCGACGAUCACCUCACCUUCCGGGAGAUCGAAAAUCAAAUGAGCCUGCGGGACUUCUUCAAUGAGUUCGACUUCAACAAUAACGGGACUCUGGAUGCUGCUGAGGCUUACCAGAUGAACUUCAUCUACGACACCAUCAACAACCCGACGUUUGGAAACCCCCUGGAUGCCAACGGAGACGGAAAACUGUCCGUGCUCGAAGUCCAGUCGAUGAACUAUGACGAGGUUUUGGUAGCUUUGGACGCUGACGGCGACAUGUUGCUGACUCACGAUGAGCUGAUGGUCCUGUUUGGCGGUCUAACCGCGGAGUUUAUCCAUGACCAGGAGGGGCGCGACCACGACGGGGUGUUGGACUUUCAAGAAGCCGAAGCUCACCACAUGGACGUGGAAAAGGUCUUCGAGAUACUCGAUCUAGACGAAAAUAACUACCUAGAAAAUGGGGAAGGAGCCGGAUUCUACACCAUAUGGGAAGUCCACUUGAAUUCCGCCAACUCCGCCACAGCCUAAGAAAAACCAUCUGGCUACCCGACUGCAGAUACCACCAUCAGAAAGGCAUGAAUAGAUUAAAACAAUGAAUAUGAACUACAAAGCUUG